This is a messenger RNA of Eimeria maxima, 2316 nucleotides long. RefSeq lists its product as hypothetical. Lineage: Eukaryota; Apicomplexa; Conoidasida; Eucoccidiorida; Eimeriidae. The transcript has a single exon. The record is from RefSeq and is a predicted model, not a curated record. The coding region runs from base 1 to 2316 and encodes 771 amino acids.
AUGGAAUGGGUGGGCGUCUGCCGUGCUGCAGCUCGGCAGGAGGACAGGGCUUCCUCUUCUUUCUUUAUUGAUGUAGAGGAUCCGGAAGUCCCCAGUCGUUCUCCCGCUGCUGCUCCCGCUGCUUUCCCUUUUUCUGGUCUUGCAGGAAAAUCAAAACAAAUACAUAAACACGGAGCCGCUACAGCAGAGGCCUGCACCACAGACACAAAUGAAAAACUCAAGGGCAGCUCCUUUCCGCUGCUGCUAUCUCCACCCCCGCAGGCGAGUCCCGCUGUUCUUCCUUACAAGACUCCAAGCCAGCCGCAACAGCAGCAGCAGGAUCAAUGCCAAAGGCAGGCACUCCUGCAGCAGCAGUGUAGCCAGCAGACGUUGCGCGCCUCAGCAGCAGAAUUUCCAUUGAGGGGUUCUGUGCCUUCCUUUUCAUUCACUUCGCUGCCACAACAGCAGCCGCAGCAACCACAGCAGCGACAAAACCCGGAGGCGAAUGAUCCAAAGGCCUUUGCUGCUGCAGGUAGAGCAGUAUUUGCUGCUGCUGAUGCAUCCUCCAAAUCAGCGCAUUGCUCCAAGGAUCGCUUUGCAAGUGUUGAAGUGUAUGCGCAGGCACCUGCUGCUGCAGCAGUUGUCCGCAAUGCUGUUUCCGGUGACGGAGUUGAAUAUCCGACCCUGUGUCUGUUCACCUCGCCCAAUUCAAAACAGACAGAAGGAGACACAGCAACAGACACCAGCAAUCCCAAACCCACUGCCUUUUCCCUCCCGGAAAAAUCUGGUUAUAGUCUGGGGGCUGUUGCUAGUGCAGCAGCAGCAGCAGAAAGCCGCAGCCAAAAUGAAUGGCCUUGGCAGGGAGCAGCAGAACUAACGAAAACGCCUGACGUGCCCUCUUCAGGUGUAUGUACAGCUCAAGACACCUUCUUCCCGUCCGAUGCAGAAAGACGGCUCUCGACGUCUCCACAGUCAGAGUCAUCUUUACUGGAAGUCCCUUUGCGUCCUAGCAAUGCAGCAGCACCAGCAGCAGCAGCAAUGGCAACAACAGCAGAACAAGAGGCAAAAGAAACAGCUCUGUUUUCUGUUCAAGACAGAGGUGGCAGCUGGCAAGCACACGAAUCGAAUUCAUCGGAGCUGCAUGCAGCUAAGGAUACGUUUGGCAGUUGUCCAUGCACCGCUGACAGACAACACAACUCAACGACUAGCAGCGACAGCACCUCGUUACCCUGUAGCGACUGCAGCAGCUACAGGAGUUACAGCAGCAGCCACAGCAGCAGCUACAGCAGCAACCAGAGUAGCGGCAGUCAGGCAUCGGGAUGGAGUUCGAGCCACAGUAACCCCACUGACGGCGACAGCGCUGCUGGUCUCUCUUUUCUUGUUUCUCCCGACUUAAAAUGCCUUUCAGCAAGGUCCUCUGAAGAAUGCAGUCCCCCAGAGGAACACAGCAACUCUCAUGCGCUUCUACAGCCGAGGCAGCAGCAGGACAUACCGCGGCUGCUGCAGCAGCUGGAGCAACGCCCGCCGUUGUAUCUGCCUCAGGCAAUGCAACCCCGCUUCCACGGGGGCCACCAUAAGAAAAACCCCACAUGCAGUGGUUAUUCUUCUCAGGGCAUCGAACCCUCUAGCGCAUUUCGAAGGCGCGCCAUAUUUAGCAGCAGCAGCAGCAGUAGUAGUAGCCGUAGCAGUAGCGAUACCAGCGACUCAGAAAAGGGGCAGCCUCUGGUUACUGUUCAUAGUCAGAAGAGAAAAGGCAAAGGCGGGGGCACUUUAAUAGCCAGACGCCGGCAAUUCAACCAGAAAUACAUUGGCAGCAGCACCACAAGCAGCGGCAGCAGCAAGCACUUCACCGUGCAUUUUGAGGACCUCGGCUUGGACUGCGGUUUGUUGAAAGUGGGCAGGCGGCAGCAGUUGGCUGGAGGUAGGGCUGCUGUUGGGGUGUCUCGACAGUGUGAACAGGCCAAUGGCAGCCGGCUCAGCGGAGACGAGAAGGACCAAAGCAACAGUCAUUUUGUUUUGCGUUCCCAGCGACCUGUUCUGGAGAGGGCAGACAGUCGGCGUCACGGUAGGCUGCAGCUGCAGACGCAGGCGGCUGGAUCAGCAGGGGCAGCAACAGCUACCGCUGCGGAGGCUGACAGCAGCAGCAGCAGGAGACAGAGGCUGACAGAGCCGAUGCGGCAGCGGCUGCUGCGUCAGUACACCCAACACCUCAACCGACUGCAUGCAGCAAAAGAAGAGGCGCGUCGUUCAGAAGAAACUGCAGAGGCACUGCAGCCGCGCCUAGUGAGGGUUGUGUUAGAGGGGGCCAAACUCAAAGCCUUGCAGAGCAGCAAGUAA